This is a messenger RNA of Abrus precatorius (Indian licorice), 1726 nucleotides long. Its product is annotated as amino acid transporter AVT6C-like. NCBI's taxonomy places the organism in Eukaryota, Viridiplantae, Streptophyta, Magnoliopsida, Fabales, Fabaceae. The record is from RefSeq and is a predicted model, not a curated record. Gene Ontology annotation, biological process: amino acid transmembrane transport. Gene Ontology annotation, molecular function: amino acid transmembrane transporter activity. The transcript has 5 exons. The coding region runs from base 48 to 1346 and encodes 432 amino acids.
CCACAGUUUCUUCUUUCUUUCCAUCCGUCAACUCGCUCACCGCCGGGAUGUCGCCGGUACAAGGAGCUCACGUACCCCUCUUGUCGGGAUCGACGGGUGCUACGCCGGCGACCGUGUCCGGCGCCGUGUUCAAUGUGGCCACGAGCAUAAUUGGCGCUGGGAUCAUGUCUCUUCCGGCGACUCUGAAGGUUCUUGGUGUGAUUCCGGCGUUCGUGUUGAUUCUGGUGAUCGCUUUUCUGGCUGAAGUAUCGGUGGACUUUCUCAUGAGGUUUACACAUUCCGGCGAAACGAUGACGUAUGCUGGCGUCAUGAGAGAAUCGUUUGGACCCGUAGGAGCAUUUGCAGCUCAACUCGCUGUCGUAAUUACUAAUUUCGGCUGUUUGAUUAUGUAUCUAAUUAUCAUUGCGGAUGUGUUUUCUGGAAAUCAACUUGAAGGGGAGGUACACUUCGGUGUUUUGCAACAAUUGUUUGGAAUUCAAUGGUGGAACUCACGGGAAUUUGCUCUGUUCGUUAUAUUGGUUUUGAUUUUGCUUCCAUUGGUCUUGUACCGUCGCGUAGAGUCCUUGAAGUUCAGUUCUGCACUAUCAACCGUUCUUGCCAUUGCCUUUGUUACAAUAUGUACUGUAUUGGCAAUUGUUGCUAUUGUAGAAGGAAAAACACAGUCCCCUAGAUUGUUUCCACGUUUGGACCACCAUACCUCUUUCUUUGACCUGUUCACUGCAGUUCCAGUCAUAGUCACAGCCUACACAUUUCAUUUCAAUGUACAUCCAAUUGGGUUUGAGCUUGCAAAGCCAUCCGACAUGACAACAGCAGUUCGAAUAGCAUUGCUACUUUGUGCUGUCAUAUAUUUCUUCAUAGGCCUAUUUGGAUAUCUCUUGUUUGGUGAUUCAACACAAUCUGAUAUUCUAAUAAAUUUUGACCACAACACCGGUUCUGCACUUGGUUCCUUACUCAACACUUUAGUCCGUUUAAGCUAUGCAUUUCACGUUAUGUUGGCUUUCCCUCUCCUUAAUUUCUCUUUGAGAGCCAACAUAUAUGAAUUCUUCUUCCCCAAGAAGCCUUUGCUAGCUACAGACACCAAGAGAUUUGUGAUCCUCACUUUAUUGCUGCUUGUCUUGAGCUACAUUGUUGCCAUUGCUGUCCCAGAUAUUUGGUACAUCUUUCAGUUUAUGGGAUCAACAUCUGCAGUGUGCCUUGCCUUUGUCUUCCCUGGUUCAAUUGUUCUAAGGGAUUCUCAUGGUAUAUCAUCAAGAAAGGACAAAAUUAUAGCACUGGUUAUGGUUAUACUAUCUUUAAUUACAAGUGUGAUUGCUAUCUCCACCAACAUAUUCAAAGCUUUUCAGUAGUUGGUCGUAAAUUUGUGCCUUUUUUUUCUCCCCCCUAUAUACAGAAAUUUUGAUUAGGAAAAGAAUGAGACUGGAAGAGAGAGACGGAAAGAGAAUUCUAGACUAAACAAUUCGUGUAUGUAGAAGAAAAUAUAUAGAUAUGUAAAAUGUGAAAUUCCAAGCAUGCAUCCAUAAUGAGAUCCAAAUAUACAGUUGAAGGGACAUGCAUAUAAUAUGAGGUCCAAAUUUAACUGUUGAAAGGUGACAAAGACUGGCCACCAUAUCAUGCAAGAAUCCAUAGAGCGACUACACUAUUUCUGGUUGUCACGUAUUGGAUGUUAGUACCUAUUAAUAGAACAGAUCUUGUAGCCCUACUCACUUUCAAUGGUACAUGUAUUUAU